This is a messenger RNA of Octopus sinensis (East Asian common octopus), 1323 nucleotides long. RefSeq names its product potassium voltage-gated channel subfamily A member 10-like. The transcript has 2 exons. Gene Ontology annotation, molecular function: protein binding; delayed rectifier potassium channel activity. Gene Ontology annotation, cellular component: voltage-gated potassium channel complex; membrane. The record is from RefSeq and is a predicted model, not a curated record. Lineage: Eukaryota; Metazoa; Mollusca; Cephalopoda; Octopoda; Octopodidae. The coding region runs from base 1 to 1323 and encodes 440 amino acids. Gene Ontology annotation, biological process: protein homooligomerization; potassium ion transmembrane transport.
AUGGCAAUUGAUUUAAUCAACAUCAAAGAACGAGAAUCAGAGGAUGACACCCAGUUUGUCCACGCAGAAAGACAAGACAUUCAAAUAAACAACCAGAGAAUCGUCGUCAACGUCAGUGGCCUCCGAUUCGAAACAUACAUCAAGACACUCGAAACCUUCCCAAACACGCUCUUGGGCAGUUCCAACACAAGAAUGAAAUUUUACGACGAGGAAAAGAACGAACUGUUUUUCAAUCGUUCUCGGUCGUGUUUCGAACACAUAUUGUACUACUACCAGAGCGGGGGGACCAUUCGGUACCCUCCAAAUAUUCCCAUCGAAAUAUUUAUCGAAGAAAUUGAGUUUUUCUGUCUCAAUCCGGAACUUAUUUCUCAGAUCCGCAAAGAAAACCUGUCCAAACCGAAGGAAAAGGACGUCCUGCCAGAAAAACUGCUUAGGAAGAGGCUGUGGUUGAUCAUUGAAUAUCCGGAAAGCUCACUCGGAGCAAGGAUUUUUGCUGCCUGGUCGAUUUGUGUGAUCAUGGUGUCCAUUACUAUGUUCUGCAUUGAGACCCUCCCGCAAUAUUCCGUGACGACCAUAACGACCAACAGCAACAACGUGACCACCAAGAAUCACUACAUCAAGCAAGAGUAUGAGAAAUCAUUCUUCGCCAUUGAGACGGCCUGCAUUGUGUGGUUUUCCUUUGAACUCGUGGCACGGUUCAUUCUCUCACCCCAAAAGUGUCAUUUUGCCAAGAAUUUGCUGAACGUGAUCGAUUUACUUUCCAUCACUCCAUACUUUAUUACUCUGGCAACUAAAGAAUUCUACAACAAUGAGGCGAGCAGUAUUGAAGUGAUCAGAGUCAUUCGACUAGUCAGAGUCUUUCGAAUUUUCAAGUUGUCGAGACAUUCAAAGGGUCUCCAAAUCCUGGGCAAGACCCUCAAAACUUCUCUCAGAGAAAUGGUAAUGCUCGGCUUUUUUCUGUGCGUCAUUGUUGUCCUCUUCUCCAGUGCAGUCUACUUUGCCGAAUUCCACCUUUCGGACACGCAGUUCAACAGCAUUCCCGACGCCUUUUGGUGGGCAGUCGUAACUAUCACCACCGUCGGGUAUGGGGAUAUUCGGCCCAUCGGUCUGUGGGGUAAGAUUGUCGGGGCGUUGUGUGCAGUCGCAGGGGUCCUGACCAUUGCCUUGCCCGUGCCUGUCAUUGUCUCCAAUUUCAACCACUUCUAUCAACUCGAGACCGAAAAAAAGAAAAUCCUCCGAAAUGAUACAGAAGCUGGUAAUGAACACAAAUCUCACAUCUCGGCCAAGUCGAAAGUUAGUCCUUCAAAUGAAUCAAAAAUAUAA